Molecule: messenger RNA, 2790 nt
Organism: Penicillium canescens
Lineage: Eukaryota; Fungi; Ascomycota; Eurotiomycetes; Eurotiales; Aspergillaceae
Product: VAC14 family protein
Exons: 9
Coding region: 1-2790 (929 amino acids)
Biological process (GO): positive regulation of kinase activity; phosphatidylinositol biosynthetic process
Cellular component (GO): fungal-type vacuole membrane; endosome membrane; PAS complex
Source: RefSeq, a predicted model, not a curated record
AUGGAUCAGACAAUCCAGCGGUUGCUGAACGACAAGCUCUAUGACAAAAGGAAGCAGGGGGCUUUGGAGCUAGAGAAAGUCGUCCGCGAUGCCGUUUUCCAAGGAGAGCAGGAGAAAAUCCAGAAGAUCGUUGAACAGCUCUGUCACGACUAUGCUUAUGCUGUGCACCAGCCCCACGCUCGGAAUGGAGGGUUGAUCGGUUUGGCGGCUGCCUCGAUCGCUCUGGGAUCGGAAGGGGUUGCUCCGUACUUGGGUGAAAUUGUUCCGCCUGUGCUGGCGUGCUUUUCGGACCAGGAUGCGCGAGUGCGGUACUAUGCUUGCGAGAGCAUGUACAAUAUUGCUAAGGUCGCCAAGGGAGAAAUUCUGCUUUUCUUCAAUGAGAUCUUUGAUGCUUUAGCUAAGCUUGCAUCGGACUCGGAACUUUCAGUCAAGAAUGGCGCGGAGCUUUUGGAUCGGCUGGUGAAGGAUAUCGUGGCUGAAUCGGCGGCUUCCUAUGUGUCCAUUCUACAGCUAUCUGAGAAGGAUCGGACGGAUCCGGACGCUUUGGAUGACCCCGACCUUCCUACUGCGUUCUCUCUUGCGAGAUUUAUCCCCUUGCUCCAGGAUCGCAUCCAUGUGAUCCAGCCGUUCACCCGCAACUUCUUAGUCUCGUGGCUUACUCUUCUAGAUACAAUCCCUGAUCUAGAGCUUGUCAGCUAUUUACCGGAUUUUCUGGAGGGAUUGAUAAAGUUCCUUGGCGGGCCUAACAAAGACGUUAAUGUUGCGACCCAAAACCUUCUCGAUCGGUUCCUGGCGGAGAUAAAGAGGAUCACACGACUGAAGAGGGGAAUUGAGGAAAGUCGGAAGGGUCAGAAAAGCAACAGACACUCCGCUGCAAGUGACGCCAUGAGCGUCUCGACCGAGCAGAAUGUCAACGCCGAUGGAGCAAGUGAUUCCAAGGGUGACAUCGCCGUUGAGGACUCGGACUCAGAGUCAAUCUUCGAUGGGGAGAUCAUUCAAGCCGACGGGGACUGGAUCCCCGGACAGGAUGUACAAAUCGAUCAUCCCAAGAUCCUUGGCAUCCUUGUCGGCUUUGUAAACACCACCUAUGAGGAAGAAAUGCAACUGACGGCCCUUCGUUGGAUUGAUGCUUUCUUUGAAAUCAGCCCGGAGGAUAUUUUGCCUUUUGUUCCGCGUCUUUUGACCCAGGUGCUUCCAGCGAUGUCUAGUGGCUCAGAUGGAGUACGACAAGCAGCAAACCAAGUCAACAAGUCACUCCUCGAGUAUAUCUAUUCUCUAUCUGAUGAUACAACUGAGGAAACUCAAGCCUCAUCGAAGAUUCCAUCUACCACUGCCAGCAAAGAGACCAUAGAGCGAAGGUCAUCUACGCCCGGAGUCAGACCCUCGGAGACGGCGAGCAUCGACAUCAGAAAGCAGUCAGCGCAGGAAGCAUCCGUUGCAGCCACACCACGAAGCAGCGUUGUCUCCACGCCCCUCCCUACUGCCGACCUUGAUUACGCUGCUGCUGUUAACUCCCUCACAUUACAAUUCCUCAACGAGAACGAAGCUACGCGAGUGGCAGCUCUUUCGUGGCUUAUCAUGCUGCACCGCAAAGCACCACGAAAGGUCGUCGCGUUCAAUGAUGGCACCUUCCCGGCAUUGCUGAAAACGCUAUCAGACCCUGCAGAGGCUGUUGUAACCAAAGAUUUGCAGCUUCUUUCGCAGAUUUCCAGAAACAGCGAGGAUAGCUACUUCACUUCUUUCAUGGUGAAUCUACUGCAGCUGUUUUCUACUGACAGGCAUUUGCUUGAAGUGCGCGGAAAUUUGAUUAUAAGACAGCUAUGUUUGAACUUGAGCCCGGAGCGUAUUUACCGGACUCUGGCAGACUGUCUUGAGAAGGAGGAAGAUCUCGAAUUUGCCAGUAUCAUGGUGCAGAAUUUGAACAACAAUCUCAUCACUGCGCCAGAGCUCUCCGAGUUAAGAAAGCGCUUGAGAAAUCUCGAUUCAAAAGAUGGGCAAAUGUUUUUUGUUGCUCUGUUUAGGUCAUGGUGCCACAACGCUGUGUCCACCUUUUCUCUCUGUCUUCUUGCUCAAGCCUAUGAGCAGGCAUACAACCUACUACAGAUCUUUGCAGAACUCGAGAUGACAGUCAACAUGUUGAUUCAAAUCGAUAAGCUGGUGCAACUCCUUGAGUCUCCAGUAUUCACCUACCUCCGCCUCCAACUUCUGGAACCCGAAAAAUAUCCCUAUCUUUACAAAUGUCUCUACGGCGUCCUCAUGCUCCUCCCCCAGAGCUCCGCCUUUGCAGCCCUCAAAAACCGCCUGAACAGUGUCAGCAACAUUGGCUUCCUCCACAGUGGCCCCCGCAGCACCGCUCAAACCGCCCCAUCCUCAUUCGACCGGUCCUCCGGCACACGCCUCAAAACCCGCGACGAAAACACCAUCCGCUGGGUUGACCUCCUCGACAAGUUCAAAUCCGUCCAGGAACGCGCUCGCCGCUCACAGGCUUCCCAGCGCCAUUCCCUGGACUCCUCGGAUACCCUGCUCAACCCUACCCUCACCGCUGCACUCUCUGCCGCCGCUGCUGACCGGUCCAAGGAUCGAUCCGGUCUCCCUGAUGCUCCGCGCGGUGCUCCGGCUAUGAAUCCUACUGGUAAUGCUGGAGCUGUUGGUCCUGGAAUUGGCAAUGCUGCCAGUCGUGGGUUGGAUAGUGGUGUGACGAAGUCUGUUAUUCCGGGCCCAUCCCAUAAGCAUAAGUCUAGUCUUCCUAACUUGGGACGAUUGGGUAUCGGAGGGCGGAAGAAGAAAUAG